AUGUUAAUUAGAAAAUAGUUACUUAAGUAAAUAAAAGAUCAAGAAGUUGUCGAUUAUAAUCCCUCACACAGGAUUAGUUAAACUUUGUAAUAUAAGAAUAGUGAAUCAAUACAAGAAGAAGAAGAACACUCUUCUUUGUCAUAGAUUUGUUAUUUAAAGCCCGCCUUUGUAUAGACUUGUCCUUAGCAACCAAUAGACAUAUAAAGUAGUGAAGAUUAUAAGGUUCCAACUAUUACAUAUAUUGCAUCUCAUAAGAGUUCUGAUUAGUGGCAUUAAAAUAGGGAUUCAAAGAAAUUAAUCUUGAUUUCAAAUGAUAGCUCAUUAAUAUCUUCAUCAUCUCUUUUUUAAUCUCGAUUACUUUCUGAUCAUCAUAAGAAACUUAUCUUAGAUUAAGGGAGAGUUAAGAUCAUAAUAAAUUAGAUAAAAUAAAAGUUAUUGAAUUCUAUACAUUAUUCAAAAUAUAAUGAUCCACUUGUAACAUAAGAAUAAAACGAUAGUAUAAUAUCGUAUAUCAUUAUUAGUUUCUCCGUUGAGAUAUUACUAUUUUACCAUGUAUAUAUUUUUAUCUGUUAUAAUUUCUAAUUUACUGACUGUCAUAUUUAUACCACUGACAAUACUUUUUGAAGGACCAAAAAUGAUUUACUAAGUGGUUUUUGGAAUUAAGUUGUUAACACUUUUACAAGAUCUAUAUUUUUAAAGAGGACCAUACAAAUUGAUUAGAGGGAAAUUAAUCUCUAAUUUUAAGAAUUAGAAUAAAAUCUAUUUAGAUUCAUUAAGAAUGAUGAAUAGUGUGGCAAUAAUAUUUUUUUAAUUUGAUAAUUAAGUAACUUUGAUAAUGUUGAUUUGUAUACUGAUCGUAUUAGAUUUGAUUAGAACUUGUGAGCAUUUUGAGAAUAUCUAUAAAUCUACUCAUUAUAUAAUAUAGAUAGUGUAAUUGUGGAUAUCGAUAAUUGUUUUAUGUACAUGCUUUUUAAAAAGUAUAUAUAUAAGUAUAAUAAGAGUGUUUAAUGGUGAAGAAUACACUUUAGGAUAUUAUAUAGCCUAUUCAAUAUCAUUGAUAACAUAAAAUUCAAAUAUUUGUAAGAAGUAAUAAAUAAUUUGAGCUAUGGAGAUGACAGAAUAGAAUUCUUUAAUUAUAUCAGUAUUUAUGUUAAUAUCAUACUUUUGUUAUGUAUUUACAUUUAUAAUCUUAUUGAUUUGGAUUAAACCAGAAAUAGAGAUUUAAGAAGAGAAACAAAAGUUAUUGAAAGGUUUUGUGGAAUAAUUUAAAGAGAAAUGUAAAGACUAAGAUUUGUUAAGAAGAUGUUAUUCUUAUUUAGAAUUUAGGAUUGAUGUAAAAAUAGAGGUUAUUAAUAAAAAUAGGAAGAUUUAGGUAGAGCAAAAGAUUAGUUAACUAAAAAGUUGAGUCCUGGAUUAUAAGAUGAGAUUGAUUUAUCAUUAAGAACAAGAAUGAUUGAUAAAAUAGAUUUGAUGAAUAAAUUCUCACCUUAAUUCAAAUAACAAUUAUUAUAUGCAAUAGAAUAGGUGACUUUCAAUCCAGAAGAUAAUAUAAUUAUAGUAAGUGAUUGCUUAUAUUAUUAGGAACAUUAAAUAGAAGAUUUAGGUUUGUAUUACAUACUAAAAGGAGAAGUCAAGGUUUAAUUUUAAGGAUCAUCUCUUGCAAACAAUAAAAGAUCAGUUACUCGUUUAUAGGAAGGUUAAGCUUUCGGAUAAUAUUCAUUUAUUUCUGGAGUACCUUCCAAUAUUAGUAUAUAUAGUUGUGGAGUAACUACAUUAAUGAAAUUGAAAAGAUCAGAAUUCUUAGAAAUUAUAUCAAAUUAUCCAUAAGAUAAUGAAAUAUUUUGUAUGAUGAAAGAUAAUUCAUGCUAUAAUUAACAUUUGUUUGAUUGUUACUAUUGUAAAAUCAAGGGUCAUUAUAUUCUUGAAUGUCAACAUAUUUAAUAUUUUCCAUAAAGAUAAAAUGUUAUUGAAAAACAUUUAUACAGUUUAAAAUAAGUUAGAGCAAUUUAUAAAAGAAAGAAUAAGAAAUUUUUAACAAUGAAAAAUCUUUUAUAAAAUUAAGACAAAGCUAAAUUAGUAAUUAAUAAGUAAAGUUAAGAUAUUCUUUCAGAAGAUCUUCCUGAAGCAUCUUAAUUACCUUACUCUGAAAGUAAUUAUCUUAUCUAUAUAAAUUAGAUUAAACAUAUUCUGUAAGUUAUGUAAGUAAUUCAAUGCCAUUUUAAAAGGCAAGUUAAGAUCAAUACGUUUCAAAUAGUAAUGUAAAUGUUGAUAGUUUGGAAUAAUUGAAUUAUGAAUAAGAAUAAUAGGAAGAAUAGAAUCCUCCUGUUUAAGAGUAAUCAAUUAGAAGGGGACGUUAGAAUUCAAAUAAAACAUCACAUAGAACAGCUGGUUUUGUUGGAAAUCCUUAGAGUUAAAAUUAUUCAACAUUAGAUAAGGAUGAAAAAGAGAUUUUAUUCUAAUUAUAGGAAAAGAAUGAAUUGGUAAAUUAAAAAUAAUUAUAUUUACCAACAACUAAUAGAAGUAGUCCUAAUAAAUUGACUUUUCAAUUUUAAAAAGAAAUUUCUUCUUAGACAGGAAACAAAUAAGACAUUAUUAAAUAAGAUUAUAUUUAAUAAUAGUUUUAAUAUGGAAAUUUGAAAUAAUCUUAAAGAUAACCAACAUCUAGAUCACAUACAUAUACUAAUUCUUAUUCUAAAGAUAUAUCUAAUUAUCCAUCUUCUAAUUCUAGAUAAAAUAAAUCAUUAAGAUUAUCAAGUCAAAUGAAAGAUAAUGGAAAAAAGUCUAAUAGUGCAAAUACUUAAUCUGAUGAAAAUAAAAAUAAAUAAAGGAGCCAAAGAACCGGAACUAAGUAGAGUAACUUAAUCUAGUAAUCCUAAUUCUAAGCUAUUACUUCUCCUGAUGUAAUUUUACAUGACAUUUUAGAAUCAAGCCUAUUUUAUUAACGAUAUCAUUUUCAAUAAAUUUGAAAAAAUGAAAAUCUAUACGAUCUACUAUCCACAUAACAACUAUGAUCUUGUUAUAUUGAGAUAAUAACGUUUUUCAAUAGCUGCCCAUAAUAAACAGAAAAGACGUCUCACUUCCCCUUAUUCUAUUAAAUGUUUUGUAAUCACUAAAAUUCGUAAAGUAUUAAAGUUAAUCAAGUAAUGA
Messenger RNA from Paramecium sonneborni, 3147 nucleotides. The record is from the annotation of a GenBank genome assembly. NCBI's taxonomy places the organism in Eukaryota, Ciliophora, Oligohymenophorea, Peniculida, Parameciidae.